GCGAUUACGUCAUCUCAUUAAAUACGUCUCUGGUCAGUACUUUACGAAAUGAAAUUUUGCAAUAAUUGAUUUUAAUGGCAAAUCAAACUUUCCCCGCAUUCCUUGCGCCGCCUCUGGCUUCUGCCGGCGAUGAGAAAGCCAAAUUAUUGCUAAAGGUACAAAGUUUAAAGUACGUCCGAGAAUAAAUAAUUAUUUUCUCCUAAUAAAAACAUUCCGUGUAACAACGUCCACUAAACAACAAUGCUACAAGUUGCAAAAUUUGUUAGAGCGAAUUUAAGACAUACCAGGUGUCUUGCGUCGACAGCUGCUCCCCAACCCAAAAAUGCGCCCGAAAAGGAACCCUCGCCCGCAUCCGAAAAUUUAUCCUUCACGCUGAACCUAUUCCGGGGUCAGCUGGAGGCGCGCGAAGUCUUCCCGUUCCCGAACCCGCUAAACGAAGAUCAAAGGGAUACGGUCCGCAUGCUGAUCGAUCCGGUCGCGAAAUUCUUCGAGGAGAUCAACAACGCCAAGAAGAACGACGAGCUCGAAAGCAUCGAGGAAAAAUCGCUAACGGCACUGUGGGAUCUGGGCUUCUUCGCCACGCAGGCCCCGACCGAGCUCGGCGGACUCGGACUGACCAACACUCAGGCGGCACGCGUCGUCGAAAUCGUCGGCAAGCACGAUUUGGGGCUGGCCGUCACGCUCGCCGCGCAUCAGUCCAUCGGGUUUAAGGGGAUCUUGCUCUACGGGACGCCCGAGCAGAAGGAGAAGUACGUCCCGAGACUGACGACGGGCGACUUUGCCGCAUUCUGCCUGACCGAACCGUCGUCCGGAUCGGACGCCGCAUCGAUUCGAACGAGGGCGGAGCUGAGCCCCGACGGCAAGCACUACAUUUUGAACGGUUCGAAGAUCUGGAUCAGUAACGGGGGACUGGCGAAGGUGAUGACCGUGUUCGCGCAGACCAGCGUCACCGACCCGAAAACCGGCGAGCGCAAGGACAAGGUGACCAGUUUUAUAGUCGAACGCGCCUUCGGGGGCGUAACGAGCGGACCGCCCGAAAAGAAGAUGGGCAUCAAGGGUUCAAAUACGACCGAGGUGUUCUUCGAGGACGUCAAGGUGCCCGUGGAGAACGUCCUCGGCGGGGUCGGUAACGGAUUUAAGGUCGCCAUGAACAUACUCAACAACGGGCGUUUCGGUAUGGCCGCGUGCCUGGCCGGUACGAUGAAGGCGUGCGUAAAGAAGGCGACCGAAUUCGCGGUCAAUCGCACGCAAUUCGGCGAGAAGCUGCGAUCGUUCCAGGGAAUACGGGAGAAGCUGGCGCGAAUGGCCACGUUGCAGUACGUAACGGAGUCAUUGGCGUACAUGAUCGCUGGUAACAUGGACAACGGUUCCCAGCACUACCAUCUCGAGACCGCAAUCUCAAAGUGUGUUUCGUCCGAGGCGGCUUGGAACGUUUGCGACGAAGCAAUUCAAAUUAUGGGCGGUAUGGGUUUCAUGAAGGAGACGGGCUUGGAGCAGGUAAUGCGCGACUUACGAAUUUUCCGCAUUUUCGAGGGGACCAACGAUAUUUUACGCCUACUCGUCGCGCUGACCGGCAUACAGUACGCGGGGGCCCAUCUCAAAGAGCUGCAAAAGGCGUUUAAAAACCCGGCGGCGAACCUGGGCGUACUGCUCGAGGAGGCGUCGAAGCGUGUCGUCCGCUCAGUCGGUCUGAGUUCGCCCCCGCAAAUGGAUCAUCUCGUGCACAAAGACCUCGCCUCGUCCGCCAACCUUCUGUCUAAGAGCAUCGACACCUUCGGACAAUCGGUUGAGGCCCUCCUGAUCAAGCACGGCAAGAGUAUCGUGCACCAGCAGUCGCUGCUCAACCGCCUCGCCAACUGCACCUUCGACAUUUACACCAGCGUCGUCAUCCUCUCCCGCUGUACGCAAUCGCUCAAUAACAACUUGCCAAGCGCCCAGCACGAGAAACAGAUGACCCAAGCGUGGAUUGUGGAGGCAACCGAGAGAGUGAAACACACUUUGGAAUGCAUCCGAAAAGGCGACUACAUACAGAACAUCGACACGCUGAGCGACAUCGGAAACCAAAUCUGCGAAAGCGGCGGGAUCAUCCACCCGACACCCCUCAAUUUCUAAUAUAUUCUAUUUUUUGUAAAACAAAGUAUUAAAUAUAGGUUAUGUUUUUCA
Photinus pyralis (common eastern firefly) is the source of this 2163-nucleotide messenger RNA. It is a transcript of the gene Acadvl, whose product is annotated as very long-chain specific acyl-CoA dehydrogenase, mitochondrial. The record is from RefSeq and is a predicted model, not a curated record. Lineage: Eukaryota; Metazoa; Arthropoda; Insecta; Coleoptera; Lampyridae. Gene Ontology annotation, molecular function: fatty-acyl-CoA binding; very-long-chain fatty acyl-CoA dehydrogenase activity; flavin adenine dinucleotide binding. Bases 241 to 2112 code for a protein of 623 amino acids. The transcript has 6 exons.